Molecule: messenger RNA, 3026 nt
Organism: Patiria miniata (bat star)
Lineage: Eukaryota; Metazoa; Echinodermata; Asteroidea; Valvatida; Asterinidae
Product: galanin receptor 2a-like
Exons: 1
Coding region: 290-1483 (397 amino acids)
Biological process (GO): G protein-coupled receptor signaling pathway
Cellular component (GO): plasma membrane
Molecular function (GO): G protein-coupled receptor activity
Source: RefSeq, a predicted model, not a curated record
CUUUGUUCACGUUGUGACUUCUGGUUGGUUAGUUAUCUGUGCCUGUGAAGUGGUGUGUUGUCUCAUUUCAGCAGUACUGAUUCUGAAGUGGUCUGCCUCUGAUGAAAGUUCAUAGCACUCAGAGAUUGAGAGACACAGCAAGGUGGUUCAGACGGCUUGUCGGGAGUGAUCUAGCUCUCUCAGGAGCAAGCACAUUGACACUAAAAGGAGGUUAGGAGGCGACAGGUUGCACCACAGAUUAGCACAACUGCUCUUUGGUGGACGCACUCUGAUUCUGACGGUAAUUGAAAUGGCAAAUAGUCAGGAUAUUGUAUGCGAUAUUCAAGAGAAUUUCACAAGUGAGGAAGAGACGUACCUGAAUGUGUAUGAUGCAGGGGACAGGUUUGCUAUUGAAGUGGUCUAUCCCUGCAUCAUGGCCCUAGGAAUCAUCACCAAUGGAGCAUUUUGUAUCGUCUUGUCUCGAGUAAAACAAAUGAGAAAUGUAACCAAUCUUUACUUAGUCAACUUGGCUUUGGCUGACAUGACUUUCUUGAUUGUAGCAGUGAGUGAGAAGCUUGCUCGCAUCAUCGCCUCUCCAGUUCAACUUGAUAAAACUCUGUAUGGAUUGGCCGGUUGCAUCCUGAUUCCCUUCAUCGUUAACUGCACCUAUUUUGCCUCUAUCUUUAUUGUCACUCUAGUUUCCAUAGAGAAGUUUUAUGCCAUCUGCCGUCCGUUACAGCACCGUAGAAUAAGCAGUUUUGAGCGGACAGUUAAGUUACUCAUUGGAGCGUGGAUGCUCUCCAUCCUGUGUUCUUGUACAUUCAUCCCAGGCAGAGCCAAUGUUGUCACUAUCUGCGUCCAGUGGCCAGCAGACUACGCUGACAUUGACCUGCCUUCUGUUGUCACUCUGUGCACAUCGAUCAAUGUCUGGAAUUGGUUCCAACACGUCUCCAACUUCUUACAGUCUGUGCCGUUUUUCGUCGCUGCUGCUGCAAACACUGUGAUGUAUGUCAAAAUUCUGAAGACAAUGCAUAGGCGGGUUGGCGCACAAGACGAUCUGACUGAGAUGAAUAACAAGAGAGUCCAAGUACGCAAUCAAGUAGCUGCUAUGCUCGUUGCUAAUGGUCUAGUUUUCUUCUUAUGCCAGAUGUUAUUUCAGUGUGUCUCCGUUGCCUUGGCAUUCCGACAUCUUAGGACUCCGCCCAUUUUGACCGUCGCACAAAUUGACAAGGCGCUACUAGUAGCCAGGAUCCUCACCUAUCUGAAUUCAGCAGUCAAUGCCAUCAUCUAUAACAUCGUCAGUUCCCGCUAUCGUAGUGCGUUCAAGGAGACAUUUUGCUGGCGGAAGGCUCGUAGAGUUCAUCCCAGACCCAGAGUUAACAAUGUAGACAAUAACCAAGAUCUUCUCAAUCCAGAAAGUGGCCAGAGUGACUCAAGAAAUCGCACAUCCGUAGCUGAUAACUCAAGAAAUCGCUCGUUAGAAACUGAAAACACUCUGUGUUAGAAUUGAUUCAAAACAUUAAUAGUAAUUUUCAAGAAAUAUUUAGUUCUGUAUUAAGUUCUUGUAAAAUGAGUCUCCAAAAUCAACAGAUUACAAAUUUGAUAAUUUUGGGUUUUUUUAGUAUAGAAAAGAGCCUACAUAUCUCUUGCAAUUUUUUCCGCAUAUAUUCAGCCUGGAAUUGACAGUUUUUAUUAAUUUGAUCACGGAAGUAAAUUGAAAGACUUGUACUUGCAAACUAGAUCUAAUAGUUAGCGCCUUUCAACUCUUCGGGUGAUUUAUGGCUUAAAAUGAAAAGAAAAGACAAAAAGAAAAAAAAAAUCGGUAGCCAAAGUCCAUUAAGACGUAAGUAAAUACUCAAAGGUGAGAUAUGCAAGAACCUCUGACCAAUUCAAAUAAAUGCAUUUGCAGAUUUUAUUUGAAGGAGCGUUAUCAAAUUUAUCCAUUAUGGAAAGUUUUGAUUUAAGAAUGCCGUUUCAUAUGAAGCCGCCAUCCCCAUUUGUGGUUCUCGGUUGAUUGAAAGCUUGCAUUUCAGUACUUGUGUGAACAUGAAAGUGGUCUAUUUAUUUAAGUACGAGACAGUGCACGCUCGUUUGUACUCCGUAGUUAUUCUAUUACAGGCUUAUUAGGUAGGAGGCUUGUGCUACUGCUAAAUUUAAGGCUACGUUCUGCUGGAUUCUUACAAAAAUGUGGCUGCUGUAUGUAAGUGGGAAAAAAUGCCUUGAUUGAAGAAAAAUUCACUUGUUGUAGCUCCAUUUUCGUAACUGUGUAUAUAGAAAGAAUGUGAAUGUUUCUGUAAAUAUUUAAAUAUUUAAAUGUUUAAAUAUUCAAAUGGUUAAAUAUUCAAAUAUUUAAAUAUGUAAAUAUCCAAAUAUUUAAAUAUUUGUACGUUUAAAAGGCAUGACAAAAUUCAUCACAGGUGAACACUUGAAAACUGUCUGUGUGUCUAUCAUGUGAAUUGGUCAGGUUGCUAGGAUCAACAAGGGCAACCUCUUAAUCACCCUUGUUUUGUGAGUAAGUUUGCAUUUAAGCAGCAGGUGAUGGGUUCAAAUCUCACCGAAGCCAGCUGGUGAAAUUGCCUCCCAGGUUUACAUUAAGCACAGCAUGUACAGUGCCUAUUAAUGUUAUUAAAAAAAAGAAAAAAAAAAGUAGAAUUCAAGCCAGUGAAUUUUUUUUAUUGAAAUCAGUAUUAUCAUUUACAAUUGCACAAGUUGUACAUAAAGUAGUUUAGUUGGUAAAUGUGUGUUCUUUAAAUCACAAAAAAGUUAUUAUCAAUGCAUGUUUGUCUAGUGAAGUCAACCAAAUCCUGAACUUAGGCCUGUGUAUCAAAGUUUUAGAAAUAGAGAUGUUUGUUCAUAUAGUAGCUUUUUGCUUCUGCAAAAAAAAUAAAAAAAAUCUUUAACAAUAAUAGAAUUUGUUUUGUGUGGGAAAAGUUAUGUAAAAGAGGGACAUUUACCAAGGUUGUUUAGUAAGUAAUUUAACCCAAGGCUUCCCAAACCUUCAAAUAAAUCCUCCUUGCAUAAAUAGAGGAUUUUGCAAGAUUGAGGCU